Molecule: messenger RNA, 2278 nt
Organism: Mizuhopecten yessoensis (Yesso scallop)
Lineage: Eukaryota; Metazoa; Mollusca; Bivalvia; Pectinida; Pectinidae
Product: phylloquinone omega-hydroxylase CYP4F2-like
Exons: 12
Coding region: 42-1559 (505 amino acids)
Molecular function (GO): heme binding; monooxygenase activity; iron ion binding
Source: RefSeq, a predicted model, not a curated record
UUUUGAGUUUGCCCUGAACCUGAAGCUAAGGCCACCACAAGAUGGGUGUCACUCUUUGGUUGGGAUCAGGUUUGGUGGCUGUGGCAUGCUGUUACGUCCUGAUCAAGUUAAUACAGCUUUAUGGAUCUACAAGGAAACGUAACGCGAUGAUCGAGCGAUUUCCUGGCAAUAAGUCAAACUUUCUAUUCGGGAAUUUACUUGAGUACCCGGGGCCUAACGAGGCAGGCUUAAAAUACCAGCGAGACAUGACUGCUCUGUAUCCUCGAGUAUCUAGAGGCUGGCUUGGACCAUUUAUUCCACUGAUAAUUGUCAAUCACCCAGAGACAGUGAAGGCCAUCAUGAAGACAUCAGAACCUAAAGGGAAGCAGAUCUACCGCCUGAUUGAGCCGUGGAUUGGAGAUGGACUGCUACUGUCUGGGGGCAGUAAGUGGAGAAGGAAUCGCCGACUCCUCACUCCAGCAUUCCACUUUGAUAUAUUGCGACCAUACCAGAAACUCAACAAUCGCACAGCUGACGUAUUUAUUGAUAAGCUUGACAGAUUCCACCUGGAGGGAGAUGGAUACUUUGAAGCUUUUUCACAUGUCUCCCAGUAUACCCUAGAUGUCAUCCUGCAGUGUGCUUGCUCCUACAAGACUGAGUGCCAGAGCAUAGGCGACAAACAUCCCUAUGUUCGCUGUGUAACAGAGAUGCUGGAGCUAAUUACAGAUAGAUUCUUUAAGCCGUGGGUACACAAUGAUUUUAUCUACCUGCUGACGAGUGACGGCCGGCGCUUUAAGAGACACUGCGACUAUGUACACAAGGUGGCGGAGGACAUCAUCAUCAAGAGGCGGGAAUCAAUGAAAUCUGAAGAAAAUUCUGCGGAGAAAAAGGCACUUGAUUUCCUAGAUAUCCUACUGACAGCUAAGGAUGAGGAGGGCAUUGGACUAACCGACAUUGAGAUCAGGAACGAGGUGGACACAUUCCUGUUUGAAGGCCAUGACACGACCUCUAGUGCCAUUUCUUGGACCCUGUAUUCACUAGCAGAGAAUCCCGAGAUCCAGCGGCGCAUUCAACAGGAGAUUGACGAGGUCCUUCAGGGGCGGGACUCUGAUGACAUCACAUGGGAUGAUUGUUCAAAUUUGCCAUAUUUGACAAUGUGUUUACGAGAGGCAAUGAGAAUCCAUGUGCCAGUUCCGAUGCUGUUAAGGGAGGUAACUGAGGACAUGGAAAUGUGUGGGAGGGUCGUUCCUAAGGGGACCAUGAUCACUAUAAGUUUAUACAGACUUCACCAUAACCCUGAAAUCUGGGAAAACUCCUUGGUGUUUGAUCCGGAGAGAUUUACACCAGAGAACAUGGAGAAACGAGACCCAUUCGCCUUCGUACCUUUCUCCGCAGGGCCAAGGAAUUGCAUUGGACAGCAUUUUGCUAUGCACGAAAUGAAGACGAUCCUUGCGAGAAUUCUUCGAAGAUUCGAUUUGGAGCUCGACCCCAAUCACAAAGUCGAGAAGAGAGAGGCUCCUGUGAUGAAAUCGCAGACCGGUAUAAGGAUGAAAGCCACGCCGAGGCAGCGUGUAGCAUAACUUUGCAUAUACUGGUCAUCUGUUAGUCAUCAUGAACAAUUUACAUUUUCCAAGAACAGUUAGCUAGUGGUCUUGCCAGUAAUCAAAUCUGUGUUUGUAAACAAAUGGUUAUGAUGUCAAACAGAAGUUAGGCAAUGCAUGCGUUGUCAAAUACAUCAUUAAGAUGUACACGUAUAGACUGUUAAGUUGUGAUUUACAUGUCCAUAAUGUUUGUAUCUUAUCAUAUUUUUUUAGUAUUUACUAAAGCACAAAAUGUUGUUUCAAUUUCCGCUUAAAUCCUCCAGUGUAGAGGUAGACAUGCUUAUUUCUGUAAGUAUUGUUUAGAAUGGCCAGUCAAACGAUAUCCUAUAGGCUCUGUCGUUUUAUCUUACAUAUUAUCAAAUGUAAUAAAAAGAACAUUUAUUCUUAUUUAAAUAGCACAAUUUCACGUUUAUUAUUAAAGAUAUCGUGAACAAUUCCAUAAUGACUUGUAAAACAAUGGGUUCUUUAGCGUGGUAUUCCCACAUUGUUGACAUACGAAGGUAAAACUCUGUCACAAUAUAUAUAUACAAUUAUAAGCAGUAUGGUUACUUGAAUAAAUAACAUAGAAUGUGACAUGAUAAACGUCAGUAUCAUUUGAUUUACACUUCAGGUGAUUGUGUUCAAGAUUGUGGUAAUGAUUGUGAAUAUGACUAAUUGUGAUUAUGAAUGAUUAUGAUUGUGAAUAUGAUUGAUUGUGA